This is a messenger RNA of Hippocampus zosterae (dwarf seahorse), 3441 nucleotides long. RefSeq names its product carboxyl-terminal PDZ ligand of neuronal nitric oxide synthase protein. The record is from RefSeq and is a predicted model, not a curated record. The transcript has 11 exons. Bases 624 to 2450 code for a protein of 608 amino acids. Gene Ontology annotation, molecular function: nitric-oxide synthase binding. NCBI's taxonomy places the organism in Eukaryota, Metazoa, Chordata, Actinopteri, Syngnathiformes, Syngnathidae.
AAAUAAUAAUGUGAUUAAUCGUUAGUCAAAAGUGACUCAAGUGCUGAGUAAAGGUGGUAGAGUAGAUUUUGGUUUUCCUGGUUACUUCCCCAGUCGUUGCUCAAGCCCUUGACAGCUUUUGACACGUUUUUUAUUUGAUUACGUAAUUUAUGUUGAUUACGUUCAGUUUAAAAAUAUUAAUUAUUUUAACACUUCGUAUAAUUCGUAACGUGACAUUCAAGACAUUCGAAGCUGCAACUUGCGUCUCGCAAGCGUCUCCACAUUUGGCCUCCAGGGGGAGCUCGAGUGUGGGCAGAAUGCGCGCAUGCCUCCCAACUGAAGGAUUCGGUGGAACUUUGCCCCAUUGAAAGCUUUGCUUUGUGCGGGAAGCCAAGACAAGUGCAGCCAGCCGCCAACCAGCCCGACUUGCUUGCCUUGUGUUGCAGCACGACCCCCCUCCCCUCCCCGCAGCCCACCACUACGGACGCCAUCACCCAGCCUAAUUUACGAGCACCGCAUUGACGCUUCUCCUUCUCUCCUUCCGGUUCGGAGCGACCGCGAUGCUCAGUAGCCGCCGGGGCGAGGAGGAGCGCCGACCCGGACCCUUGUUGUGAGGUCCGCGCCGCGGCUGCGGGGGCUGCGCCAUGCCGGCCAGGAGGAACCGCUACAACCUGGUGAACGACGUGACCGACGCCAGGCUGCCUCUGCACAACGAGGAAGCUUACCAGCAUGGCAUCUCCUUCCAAGCCAAGUAUGUGGGGAGCCUGGACGUGUCGCGGCCCAACAGUCGCAUGGAGAUUGUGGCGGCCAUGAGGAGGAUCCGGUACGAAUUCAAGGCCAAGAACAUCAAGAAGAAGAAAGUCAACCUGGUGGUGUCGGUGGACGGCGUCAAGGUGCUGCUGCGCAAGAAACAGAAGAGGAAAGAGUGGACGUGGCAUGAGAGCAAGAUGCUCAUCAUGCACGACCCUAUUUACAGGAUUUUCUACGUAUCGCAUGACUCCCAAGACCUGAAGAUCUUCAGCUAUAUCGCCAGAGACGGCUCCAGCAAUUCGUUCCGCUGCAAUGUCUUCAAAUCCAAAAAGAAGGCGCAGGCCAUUCGCAUCGUGCGGACGGUGGGUCAGGCCUUUGAGGUGUGCCACAAGCUGAGUCUGCAGCACGCCGAGCAGGACGCCGAUGGGCAGAGCGACAAGUCGGCCGACGAGUCUGCAGGUCGGAGGACUUUGACGGGCGCCGAGCAAAAGGAGGAGGAUGGUCAAGGAGCACGAGGCGACGAGGAGGAGGACAAGGACGCUACAACCGGCACGUCAUUAUGUGAAAAGACAGUCGGGGAUAUUCUGCAUAGUCUGGCUGAGCUUAGCGUCGUCAAACCGGGCCACACCAUCAUGGACUUUUCCGGAAAGUCCUUGUUCACAGUGACAUCCCAGGGCGUGUCUCCGAGCACCCCGGGCUCGACGGCAAGCUCUCUUGCAACGUGCCACUAUUUGCAGCUCCUUCAGCGACAGUUGCAGCAACAGCAGCAGCACACGCAGGUGGCUGUCGCUCAGGUGCAGCUGCUGAAGGAUCAGAUGGCGGCCGAGAGCGCGGCCCGCAUGGAGGCGCAGGCGCGCUCGCACCAGCUGCUCCUGCAAAACCGUGACCUGUUGCAACACCUGGCCCUGCUGGUGCAGCAGCUCCGGCAGCUGGAGGCCGGAUCUGCCGGCGGCCAAGAGGCGGAGCUUCAGCUGCGGGAGACGCCGCUCAACGGAUGCGCACUUUCCACUUCGACGAGGCCGCUCUCUCUCGAUCUGAAGAAGUGCUGCGGCGACGCCCUGGAGCAGAUCAUCACCUCCACGCCCAGACAGGAGCCGCGCGCCUCCUCGGACGCGGGCGGCUUCGAUUCCUUCCUACCAGGCCUGGGAGACGGCUGCCUUCCCUUCGUCCAGGCGGCCGAUGUUGUGGAAGGCGACGCGUCAAAGGAGCUUGUCCCCGUCACAAGCAGGAGAGCGUCCACCGUGGAGGAAAAGUAUCAAGCGCCCGUCCCAAAGCUGGAGCCCCCUCCUCCGUCCCUGAACCGGAAACGAGCCAGCCGGACAUUGUCCCCGGGCUCAACCCAGGACCCCGGCCCGGACCAUCCGGGCCCAAGCCCGCCCGGCCGCAACAGCCUCCUUUUCUCCUUCCCGGAUGUGACGCCCGGCUCGUUGUCGUCGGCCGAUUUCCACUCGCUCAGCAGCUCUUGCUCGGCCAGCGACGACUCUGGCGUGCGCUCCGAGACCAAGUCGCUGCUCUCGCCUUUGCAGGACGACGGCGCCCUUGCGGACCGCGGGACUUUUGGGACUGCGGUCUGCAAUGGGCGUGACGAGAAUCUGGAUUUAUCUCAAGGCCAGUCCCCCGCCUCGUCCCCCGUGAACGAUACCUGCCUUCACAUCAGCUUCUCCGAUGACGAGCUUCUGGAAAAUUGCCAGGAUGAGCACUCCAUCCCGCAACGGAGUUAAGGGAACACGCUUCACGCUUUUCUGAGUUAUUCCAGCAUUUGUUCCACGACACAGACAGUCGUCUGUUGUUCACAUCAUUCGUCCAUGAACAAAUUUAGUAUUUUUAUAAGGAAAAUCAACACUAUUGAAGGUACUUUUUCGGGAUUAGAAGAAGCCCAUGUAGCAGUUCUUUGCACUACAUUCACCCAUUCGGAAAUUGACAAGGGUUGACUAUAUGCCUGAACAAACCAGAAUUUUUUUUUUUCUUGUUUUUGUUUUUUAAGAUAGUGUUAACGUUCUCGUUGAUUGUUCAUCCCAAGAGCAGCAAUCUUGGGAGGCUGCCAAGCACCUGGUUGGAUGAGCGAUAGAAGGACUAAGGAAGUCAGACGAAGGAAAAUCAACACCAAACAUAUGCUCGAAGUCAGCAGAUUUAGUUCUGCUUCCACAAUUUACAGUUGUAAAACUGUAAACGCACACCAAAAAAAAAAAAAAUAAAAGUCCUUUCUCUAUUUAAGAAAAUUCAGAAUUGGUACAUGAAAAAGUCCACAUUUCCAAGCAAAAAGUCAGAAUGUUACAAGAAAAACAUUUUUGAAAAAAAGUAUUUGUACAGAGGCCAAAAGUCCGAAUGUUACAAGAAGAAAUUUGUAAUGUCAGAGUGAAGUUUAAAUUUCAAGGAUAUGUGUAACGUGAAGAGUCAAGUCAGAAUGUGAAAAGAAUGACUUUUUCAAACCUGCAACUUUUUUCCUGAAGCUCUAAAAUUCCCAUACAAAUCCUGAAACUUUGUGACUUUAUCGAUAGAAAUGCUUGACCCUUUUUUCCCUAAAGUUUGAUAUUUUUCUGAAAGCAAAAAAAAAGCAUCUGUAAGAUGACCUUUUGUUCCGCUGAAAAAUUAGAUAUUGUGACUUUAUCUUGGAAUGUUAAGACUGAUGUGAAGGGGAGAGCAGUGAUGGAGUAGUUGCAGGUGUAAAAUGUCAGGCAAGGCGAAAAUAAAGCAAUAAUAAUAAUAAUGAAU